Messenger RNA from Anopheles funestus (African malaria mosquito), 999 nucleotides. RefSeq names its product 39S ribosomal protein L21, mitochondrial (gene mRpL21). Lineage: Eukaryota; Metazoa; Arthropoda; Insecta; Diptera; Culicidae. The coding region runs from base 291 to 884 and encodes 197 amino acids. The record is from RefSeq and is a predicted model, not a curated record. Gene Ontology annotation, molecular function: structural constituent of ribosome. Gene Ontology annotation, cellular component: ribosome; mitochondrial large ribosomal subunit. The transcript has 3 exons.
AUGACAGCAUUCUUUUGGUUACAAAACCAUCUAGUUGUUUGGAAGUGUUUUCCACAUUUUGGAAAACAAAGUUCUUACUUUUCUCACGAACAAAUUGCUUUUAGCUUCGCCUGCAGUCAGUAAAAGUUCUUUUAAUGUGGGUUGUAUUAUAAAAACGACGAAGCUUAUCGGAUCCGGGCGGGUCCAACAUUACGAGGAGGAACCGGCACCGAAUUCCUUAGUUCCGUAACAUACACUAACCCAACAAAAGAUAGAAAAAAACUUCAACUAUAGUCAGAAGCAAUACGAAUAUGUUUCUCAAACAAUUAGCCGGCUUAUUAAAGCCUACCACAGUAACAACACUGCUUGAACCACUCAAAACCGCUCCACUUGCCGCCCGAUGGAACAACGCGGCUGCAUUUGGGAAUCUUCGAUGGAAUAGCACUAAUGCUACUGCUGCUGUUGCCGUUACUGACAAGAACACCGUUGAUACCGUAAACAAACAGGUGGAAAAUGGAUCCGAAGGACGAUUGUUCGCAGUGGUUCAGCUGUGUGGCAAACAGUUUAAAAUAACUUCCGGCGACAUAAUCGUUGUUGAAGGUUACUGGCCACCGGAAAAUGGUGAUCGUUUACGGCUGGAUAAGGUGCUGCUCGCAGGAAGUAAGGACUUUUCUCUCAUCGGUCGACCACUGCUAACACCCGGGCUGGUUGACGUGCAGGCUACCAUUAUCGAGAAAACACUUUCUCACACUCGCACACAUUUUCGCAAGAAGCGCCGAAAGCAGUACAUCCGUAUCAAUUUCUACCGCACGCAACAAACAAUGAUUCGAAUCAAUUCGAUCGACAUAACGAGAAAGCUAAGUGAAGCGAGCCUGAAUGAUACUAGUGAGGAAAGAUUUUUCUAGUGAUAGAAGGCCAGAUUUGUAGAAGCUCUAGAGCAGCAGAUAAAUAGAUAAACGAACUUGCUAUUCACCAACAAAGUUACAUUGCUUUUGAAGUAAAAAUGUUUGAACAUUUACA